GCUACGAUUAACGAAAAUAUACCAAAAUGGGACGAUAUCGAUAUUUUGCAUCCUCAAAAAUUCAAUAAUACACUUUAUGAAAUUCUUCGUUUCAAUGAAUUAUUAGCAAGAGUUCAAUUUAAAUGCGAUCUGGUGGUGUUGAUUGGUAAGCGCAAUUCUGGAUUUAAUAUUUGUAUGGAUCCUCCAUUUGUUCAAAACGGAAGCAAAAUGGGAGAAGCGCUGUAUAUAAGUGGUUCAACCUACGAUGAUAUUCUUUUUAUGAAAACAUUAAAUCCAAAACGUUGGGUUGGCUUUGUACCUGAAGGCUUUGAAACACUCGAUAAACUUGAUGAUGUUGAUAUCGAGCUGCACUAUCUUUUGGAGUUAAAGGAUUCUGAGGAUUUCACCAUAUCAGAAAUUGUAAAUGAAAUUACAAACCGGAAUUUUGAUAGUGCAUUUAUUAAUCUUUAUUCGCCUUUUAUUAGUAAUCCUGAAAAUGGUGGUGUUCUGAAAGCGAAACAGUUGCAAAUUAUAAUUGAAAUUGGUUCUCGAAAUAAGGAAAAUGUCAUUUUUUCUUGGUAUAAGUUACUUUACCGAUUCUUUUUCGAUUUUAAUUAUGCAUUAAUUGGCGCUCAGUCUGAUGGAUUUUGUGGUCGAAAGAUAAAAUCAUGUAAAUAUCGAUUGAGUUUCGUGCAAAGUAAUUUAGCUGAACCUCCAGUUUUCGGUUUCGGUUAAUAUUCGCUAAUGGAAACAUCAGAUGAAUUUAAAAUUUUCGCACCUUAGAUUGCAGCAAAUUUCAGAUUUGGGCCUUUUAAUCGUAGUUUUCCUUUUGGUUUGUCUCCAACUUAUAAUUCGGUCACUAUUCCCGAUGGGAAUGGUUAUUGGCAGCUUUUGUCAUUCUCUAAAAUAAUAAAUUAUGCAAAUCGCCAAAUUUUAUCUGGUUUAAUUUUGGAUUUAAAUGGUGCGGAAUGGGAUAUUUUCGAUUCACUUUCAAAAUCUGAACAUUUGAGAAGAUUUUCUCAAAUCGUAUUCACUAUAAGGUAA
This is a messenger RNA of Dracunculus medinensis (Guinea worm), 1023 nucleotides long. The record is from the annotation of a GenBank genome assembly. NCBI's taxonomy places the organism in Eukaryota, Metazoa, Nematoda, Chromadorea, Rhabditida, Dracunculidae.